GAGCUCCAGACCUCAGCUGCUCGUGCUGUCGACCAGAUCGGUUAUUAUACAUACAUACAUACAUACAUAUCUCCGUAAUGCCACGCCCAGUUCUGUUAAUUCACGGCGGAGCUGGUGAUAUAUCCGAAUCGAGAAUAGCGGGCAAGUUCGUGGGCAUCAAGCAGGCCCUUCGCUCCGCCUGGUGUCUGUUGAGUCCAGAAAAUGGCACCGCCGGCAGUGCCAUGGAUGCCGUGGAGGCGGCCGUUCGGAGCAUGGAACUGGACGAGAACUUCAAUGCCGGCUAUGGUUCGUGCCUGAACACCAGUGGCCAGGUGGAGAUGGAGGCCAGCCUGAUGGAGGGCAGACAGCUGCGUGCCGGCUGCAUCACCCUGCUGCGGGAUGUGAUGCAUCCGAUCACGGUGGCCCGUCGCCUGUUGGAGAAGCAGCGGCACACCUUUCUGGGCGGCGAGGCGGCCCAGGAGCUGGCCCUGGCCACCGGAAGCGAGAGACUGCCACCGGGUGCCCUCAUCACCGAGGGCGCCCGCUACACGUUGAAGGAAUUCCAGGAGCAGGUGGCCCAGGGCAAGGAUCCAUUCUUUGCGCGCACCGAAUUGGCCGAGGAUAAACUGACGCCAAAGACGGAUCCCAGUGGUGAGACCGUGGGCGCCGUGGCCAUGGAUGCAACUGGCCAGAUUGUGGUGGGCACCUCCACCGGCGGCAUCACAGGCAAGUGGCCGGGACGGAUUGGGGACACACCGCUGCUGGGCAGCGGCACCUAUGCGGAUAACCUUCGUGGCGGAGUGUCGACCACGGGACACGGCGAGACCAUCAUGCGAUACAAUCUGGCACAGCGCAUCCUGGCCGCCAUGGAGCAUCGCGGACUGUCCGCCCAGGAGGCCGCCGACAAGGAGUGCCAAGAGAUGACCAAGCGGCUGGGCGGCACUGGCGGCGCCAUCGUCGUCGGCCACACCGGCGAUCUGGGCAUCAGUUUCACCUCACACCGCAUGGCCUGGGGAUACGUCCAGGAUGGCACCAUCUUCUACGGCAUCGAGGGCCAGGUGGUGCUCCAGGAGCCGUUCACAGUUGCCACUUAGGGUCUACAACAAAGUAUACACCUAAAUCUAUUACCAAUUACACAAGAUGUCUCACAAAACUAGAUAAUAACUUACAAAAUUAAGCCGCAUAUACAUACAUUUCAUGAUGCCUUUGCCUAAAUUGAAUAAAGUUUAUACUUUUUAUUUAUUUACAACAUUUUGGGCACUUAACCAACUAGUUUACGUAUGUUGUAUGUACAAUGUACAUCUAAAAAACCAGAGACUAGUUUUAUAAGCAAGUUGAGUUAUAAUAAAGAGAGACAUAUAUUGGUUGA
Molecule: messenger RNA, 1348 nt
Organism: Drosophila elegans
Lineage: Eukaryota; Metazoa; Arthropoda; Insecta; Diptera; Drosophilidae
Product: probable isoaspartyl peptidase/L-asparaginase CG7860
Exons: 1
Coding region: 78-1073 (331 amino acids)
Molecular function (GO): asparaginase activity
Source: RefSeq, a predicted model, not a curated record